Molecule: messenger RNA, 520 nt
Organism: Cyprinus carpio (common carp)
Lineage: Eukaryota; Metazoa; Chordata; Actinopteri; Cypriniformes; Cyprinidae
Product: PIGB opposite strand 1
Source: RefSeq, a predicted model, not a curated record
CGUCUUAUUAUAAAAAAUAUGUAAAAAAAAAAAAUUAAAAAAGCGAAAAUGUACGUCGCAUUUGGCCUGCGCGAGCUGCCGUAGUAAGUUAUGGUCUGCACAUGUGUUUCUUCUCGGUUAUAAUAAAAGACUGAAAACAUCACGUGGGAUGUCUUGUUUCUCUUGUGGACUCUUCAUAAGAGAAGAUCAUGUUUGGAAGACUGGUUCCCUUUCAUCAGAUUGCAUUUGCUACUCUGGUUGGAGUGGUGGGAGGUGUGUAUAUCUACAGGCCUGUAUUUGAGGCACCCAGAAAACCUCCAGCUGCACCAUUUAAUCAAUAUGCACCAGAUCAAGACCUCAGGCCUGACCCAGAGGAGCAGAGAGCGGAAACUACCCAACAAGCACAGCAACAUGCAUCUGCAAACAAAAACUGACGCCUAACAAGAGUCUGAAUGUGCCUGUGUUAAAUGCUUGUUAUUGUAACUAAAAGCUCCUUAAUAAAAUGCCUUAUUGACUCAAUUAAUAAAUAAACAAGAUUCCA